Glycine soja is the source of this 2023-nucleotide messenger RNA. RefSeq lists its product as uncharacterized. The coding region runs from base 92 to 1648 and encodes 518 amino acids. The record is from RefSeq and is a predicted model, not a curated record. Lineage: Eukaryota; Viridiplantae; Streptophyta; Magnoliopsida; Fabales; Fabaceae. The transcript has 5 exons.
AAUCAUACUAAAACCCUUCUCUCAUAAACCCUAAAAAUCAGACUUGGUUCCGUUGAACACCGAUUAAGCAUUUUCUAUAAUUCUGCUCUUAAUGGAGAUCACUGGUUUGUUCCCUCUCGUGAGUGAGAACUACUCCCUCAAGUUGAAACGUUCAAUGCAAGACCUUUUGGCUGAGAUCCCCAAAGAAUUCCCAAAUUUUACUCCUUUCGUCGAUGCGUUUUACGAAUUGAUGCAAGCGAAGGUUGAUCCACCCUUCGAGGUGACAUGGGUCUACGCUGCAAUUAACUUUCGUGGUCGUAACUCGGAGAAAAAAGGCGAUGCCUUGGAUAGAAUAUUGGCCGCAAAAGACUUGUUUCAGUUGCUAUCUGCAUGUUCAGCUUCUGUUCGUGCUUCAAAGAGCAUCGCUUUGAUGGCUCCUGUUGUUUUCGCGGUGAACGGAGUGAUUCAGGAGCUGUUUGGGAGGGAAUUGAGAUUGAAGAGAGAGAAGAAAGCAAUGAGGGAGGUGAAGUCUUUGGUGGAUGUAGUUCUUGGGUAUAUAAGCAUUUGCUGUGAUAAUAAUAAGGUUUAUGAGGAAGAACCUGAUUCUGUGAAUUUGAUUUUUCCUUUUACUGAUUUGGCUCGUGUUUGGGUGGACAUGAAUGAUGAUGAAGGGUUUAAAUCUUUGUUGCCUCUUGUGAGCGGUGAUGUCUGUGGCUGGAUUCGUUCUAGAGAUUUUCAUGGGGGUUACUUGGGUGGUGCUGUCAUCAUGGAAGCGUUUUUCAUGAAACUUUGCCUUUCUUUUCAUUUGGCAACGUCAAAGGAUGAAUUGGAAAUGAAUCUCAAGAGUUGGGCUGUUGGCUCAAUAUCUAGCUUUCAAAACAUAUACUUUUUGGAGAUCCUUAUGAGGACCAUUUUAGAGACAGCUUUGCCUCUGAUCUCAAUACUGAAACCUGAAGGUGAAAUUCUAUCAAGGAAAAUUCUAUUUGAUGCUGUACUAUUGGUGGACUACCCUUUUCUCUAUCUAAAUGCCAAGUACAUAAAAAACCUUAUCUUGACCAGAUUGAUUGUUACUCUCAAGGCUGUGGAGUAUUUUAGGGGGCUUGGUGAUCAGAAUAGAGCUAUCUCUUAUAUUAAGGCAUUUUCUGCUUCUCGAUUGCCAUUGCAAAUCAUUAAAUGGGUUACAAGCCAGAAUGGUUUGGAGGAAAAAACUGGCAGAGCAAAUGGAUCCUCCCCCAGAGCUCUUAUAAAUUGGCUGCUGAGCCUUGAGAAUCGAGGGAUCAGAGUUUUUGAAGAUGAUAUUUUAAAAAGCCAUGCUACAUCAGGUCAUGAUAUUUCCCAAUCUGAGCACCCAGCUGGUAACUUGGAGGGCAAGGUAGCAGAUGAUGACCUUUUUUAUGUGGAUAAUAUCGGGGAAGAGGGAAAUACAGGUGACAAUGAUAAGCAAAACAAAUUGGUUAGUGAUGCGUUUGUAGCUGCUGCCCAAACUAUGAAGUUAUCCGAUGAUGGAGCUCGAAAACGAAAAGGAAAACACAGUGAAAAGAAAAUUAAAUUUGUCAAAUAUGACCUCCAUCAAAACUCUGAGCCAGUCAAAGCAAGGACUUCAGCCGCAGAUGAUAGUUCAAGUGGUGAGAGUGAAGUUGAGGAUCCUGUUUCAGAUACAGAUGCAUAAAGCGAGAAUAACGAACUGUUUUCUGUGUAAUGAUGUUAUUUAAACCUACUACAACUAGAUGCCACAGUCCCAUGUUAUUAUGUAGUGCAUUGGAGGGAUCCUUUACAUGAUGAAAGGUCUCAAGAGGUGGUGAGAAGUUGCUUGCUGCCUCAUCAGUUUUGUAAGCAUUAUGUCCCCUGGUUUGCGAAUUCAAUUCAGCCUGGCUCCAACAAGUUUGUAGUGCAGUCACAUUGCAGUUGCAACGGCACUUUCUUAAGAUGUUGAGUAUUUUAUUUGUAUUAUAUGAUGUUAGUAAAUUGUGAUAUACUAAAGGCUGAAAUUUCUUAUCCACAAUCCACAAAUUGGACGUGGACAGGUCUUUUCCUUUUCUUCCCU